Molecule: messenger RNA, 2761 nt
Organism: Papaver somniferum (opium poppy)
Lineage: Eukaryota; Viridiplantae; Streptophyta; Magnoliopsida; Ranunculales; Papaveraceae
Product: NAC domain-containing protein 75-like
Exons: 7
Coding region: 742-2166 (474 amino acids)
Biological process (GO): regulation of DNA-templated transcription
Cellular component (GO): nucleus
Molecular function (GO): DNA-binding transcription factor activity; transcription cis-regulatory region binding
Source: RefSeq, a predicted model, not a curated record
GCUUUUGCUUUCCUAGUCAAGUAUUUUCAUUUUUAAUUUAAAAACAAAGCUAUGGGUUCCUUUAAAGGUGUGGGGGGUGUGCUAGAGGCACCACUCCUACUAUAUUACCUUUAUCUUUUUGCAUGCUAUUAGGCUUCUUCUCUUCUCCCUUCAGUUAAAGUAGUAUUAGAGAGGGAAAUCUGGUGUGUGUUUUUUGUCAUGGUUAAAGAUAUUAUGCUCUUCUUAUAGCUCAUCAAUCUCUUCCUUCACAGUUUCUUCUUUUCUUUUCUUCUCUCCCUCUCACUCUUUCUCCCACCACCCCACCCCCCACGCACACACAACAACAACAACACCUCUUUCAGUUCUUUUCCAUCCUGUCUUCUUAUUAGCUGCUAGAGAGGGUGAAGAUUUUGAUCUUUUUUUUUUGUUGUUGUUUCCUAUGUAACUUCAAACCUAUAUUUGACACCCUAGAAUUCAGAUAAUUGGGGGUAUUUUUCUUCUCGCGUAAUUGAAAGCGAUCGCCAUGCAUAUAUACAGGUGAAAAUCAGUAGUUUCAAGCAGAUCAAGAGAAGAACAUGACGAAGAAGUGAUCAGUUUGAACGUUCCAAACCUAUAAGAAAAGAUUGAUUUAUGGUAUUAGUAGUACUAGUAUAUUUGAAAGGAUUAAGAAGAAAUAUAUCCAUAUAUAUAUAGGGAACUAUAGAGCGUUAUAACUAAGGCUGUAUGCCAACAACUACUUAGCCAUAAGUAGUACAGUAAGCAAUGAAUAAGAAUCAAAUCGUACUACAUGCUGCAACAGUAGCUGGUUCUUCUUCUUUUAGUAGCUCUGAUCUUAUUGAUGCAAAACUUGAAGAGCAUCAAUUGUGUGGAACCCAACAGUGCCCUGGUUGUGGACAUAAACUCGAACGAAAACCGGACUGGUUAGGUCUACCAGCAGGAGUGAAAUUUGAUCCAACAGAUCAAGAAUUGAUUGAACAUCUUGAAGCUAAAGUCCAAGCUCAAAACUCUAAAUCUCAUCCUUUGAUUGAUGAGUUUAUCCCAACCAUUGAAGGUGAAGAUGGGAUUUGCUACACUCACCCCGAAAAACUUCCAGGUGUGACAAGAGAUGGUUUGAGUAAGCAUUUCUUUCAUAGACCUUCAAAAGCUUACACAACUGGAACAAGAAAAAGAAGAAAAAUUCAAACCGAAUGUGAUCUACAAGGCGGUGAGACUAGAUGGCACAAGACAGGGAAAACUAGACCUGUAAUGGUAAAUGGAAAACAAAAAGGUUGCAAGAAAAUACUAGUUCUCUACACAAACUUUGGGAAACAUCGAAAACCGGAGAAAACGAAUUGGGUUAUGCAUCAGUACCAUUUAGGUCAAUUAGAAGAAGAGAAAGAAGGUGAGCUUGUUGUAUCAAAGAUAUUUUACCAGACUCAACCUAGACAAUGUAAUUGGACGGAUCGUGCAAGUGCGUCAAUUGGCGAAGGAAGUACUGAACCUAGUAGUAGAAGAGAGAGUGGUAGUGGCAGUUGUUCUUCUUCUAAAGAUAUUGGUAAUAAUCAAAGGGAUGAUCAGUUGUCUGGUGGUGGAAAUACUACUGGAAUUUCAAGUUAUAGUGCUAUCGAUAUUCAACAACUGAAGUCCGAUCAUUUCAGCUUUGUUCCGUUUCGGAAAAGCUUUGAUGAGGUGGGACUAAUGGAAGAAGUUUCAAUGGCAAGAGAUCAAGCCUCGUCGAGACACACUCUUGAUGAGCAUGAAGAGAUAAGCGAUCACCAAAUAAGACAACAACAGCAUCACUUGGCUCAUGAAGUCCAGCAACAACAACAGCAGCAGCAGCAUCGACAGCUUCAGGUUGCAACAUCAGCAUUUCAUGUCAGCAGGCCUACACACCCUAUCUCUACUAUAAUUUCUCCACCGAACCUUCAUCAUACGUCCAUUAAUGUACUGGAUGAAGAUUCUUAUCGAAUACUACUCCAAAAUGAAAAGUUCCAGCAGCAACAACAGCAACAACAACAACAACAGCAUCAUCAUAAACUCGGUAGAAGCUCUGGUUCUGGUUUGGAGGAAAUGUUGAUACGUUGCACGAAUUCAUCGUCUUCGGACAUUAAAGAACAGGAGUCAUCCAUCCCAAACCCACAAGACGCAGAAUGGUUAAAGUACUCCUUCAGCUGGGCUGACCCUGACAACCAGGAUCAUCAUGGGUAGGAGCAAAACACACACAUUAAAGUAUAAUAUAUUUCUAUACCAUAUUUUCGAAAACCCAAACAGAGACACUAUCAUGAUAUCAUGAACAUCAUGAUGAUAAGAUCAGUACUUGAAACCCUAUAUACCUUGUUCUCACUCUCUUUAUUAACAACUAGAAGAAGAAGAAGCAAAGAGUACAUGGAUGGUGGGGUUUAUAUACUUUUUCCCUUUCAUUUUUUUUUUUCCUUCUUCUAGGUUUUUGGUUUUGGACGAUAAGUUGGUUUCAUACUAGUAGUUCUCAAACUAAACUAACUGCAUGUAAAAAAUAAAUCAUGUUGGAAUUCGGAAAGAACAAAAAAGAAGAGAAAAAGGAAAAGGCUGAUGUUGCUGACAAUAUAGAAGGUCUAAAGCAAGAAAUCUCAUUGAAUGCAUGAAAGUGAAAUCCCCAUACUCACUUUUAUUAACCAAUAUUAUUAUUUGUUAAUUAUUGAUUUAUAUUUAUUUUAACUAAAAAUCAAAAUUCAAUGUUUUUGUUUGGUGAGCUCUUGGUGUUUGGGGUUUCAAUGUUUACUUGUAAUUCUUUAUAUAGCAUAAAUUACUUGGAUAAUUUUUGUUU